Messenger RNA from Ustilaginoidea virens, 1569 nucleotides. RefSeq lists its product as uncharacterized. The record is from RefSeq and is a predicted model, not a curated record. NCBI's taxonomy places the organism in Eukaryota, Fungi, Ascomycota, Sordariomycetes, Hypocreales, Clavicipitaceae. The transcript has 3 exons. Bases 1 to 1569 code for a protein of 522 amino acids.
AUGAAGAGUACUUCCUCUAGAUUUAGCUUUGAUAUGGUGGGAGCGGCAAAGCAGGAGAAGCUGUUGGAAGAACGCCAUAGGCAGCGAGAGCUCGAGCGUAAAAGUCCUGCUAGUAACGGUCUCGAAGACUCUAGGUUCGCUGAUUUUGAUGAAGAUGCCCUUGAUUAUGAUGCCAUGAUGGAAGACGAUGGUCUUGAGGAACAGAUUCCAGGAGUCAACGUAGAUUUUGAACUAGAAAACCCAGAGCCAGGGGCAGGCGGUCUAGAAUGUGAAUUGGAUCCGGACAAUGACCAGGAGCAUUUUGCAGGCUUUUUCUUUCAGCGUUCUCUUACACCAUCAUCACUCGAUACUCCGGGAAUGCCUGUCCCGCCUGAAGCAGUCAAUCAAUCCCUGCAACUGACAUCCGAGGAUAGGGUGUCAGGCUCGAGUAUCGAUUACACCCCUCAGCCGGCUGCAGAUGCCCGUUCGCAACUGGAAAAGGAAGACGACUUUUAUUAUGACGAUGGCCUGGUCGGGUUGGAAAGCGAGCUGUCUGAGGAUGUCGCAAAAUCAUCAGAUAAAAAUAAUCAACCCUUUGAUGAAUCCAUAUUUGACGAGGACGAUACAGACCCAUUUGGACGGCCCGUUCCUGGAGCUUUUAAACGAGCACAGUCAUUACGGCUGACUAUACAACAUGGCUCGAUGAACCGAGAGUCAGACGUAACAUCUCAUCUAUCCACGCACUCUGCCAUUUCGCUCUCGACCGCUCACACUUCCCUCGGCACCGACGCCCAGGUAGAAGGCGAGACGCUGGAUAGUCGUGCCGAGAGACUGGAGAAAGAAUGUCAUGCUCAUAAUGCUGAUCCUUUCGAGACCGGGGAAGAGUCCGUGGCUGCUUACCAGGCAGCUCUAGCUGCUGCUGCUCACAGGGCAGCAGCUACUGGCAGGUUUCAUAGGAGCUCUUCACCGCCUCCGGUUCCUUGCCAGGCUGAAGAUGCUUCCGCUUCGGACUAUCGGGACGAUGAAUACGCAAACGACAGUCACGGCGACUUUGAUGAUGACGCCGAUUUUGACGACGAUGCCAUUAUUGCCGAGGCAAAUGCUAGCGCCUUGGCCAAUGACUCGGACGGGUGGUACGGUCAAGAAUUUGGCUUCUAUUCGGCACCUCCAGGUUUCCAUUCACUUUCUCAUGCGUCGGGAUCGUCCAGUACUCUCAAUGAGUAUAAAUAUGCAAACGGUGGCUUCUUUGGCCCGGAAGGAAAGGGGGGAGUAGAUCGAAGUGCGAGCGGGAGGAUGAUAUCCCGAGAACCGAAUUUGACGCCCAUCACCGAGAGAUCUGAGUAUUCCAAUCGCAACUCUUUAAUGAGCUUAGGGUAUCCGCCUUUAAGCACAUCGACUCCCGUUGCACAGAACCCAGGACUUGCCCAGCUUGCUAUGAUGGCCGAUUGCGGUGACGAUCAGAUGACGCUUUCGGCACUUUUGCGGCUGCGAUCUAGAGCUUGGGGGGGCUCUCAGGUUAGCCUCGCCUCUAGUCGAGAAGGAUCUCCACGGUCCGAGCGAGGCGAUAAUCCCGGUGAAGCCCAACGAUGA